AUGGAGAAACAAUCUGAAGAAUUGAGGGGCAUAUCAGGUAGAUAUGAACAUGACAAGAAAGUUUGGGUGGCUGCGGUCAAGGAAGUAGUUGCACAGUGUGAGCAUCUUAAAGUCAAAUACAACAAAGAACAAAUCAAGGGAAGAAAGCUUCAUAAUCAAUUCGAGGAUAUAAAAGACAAUGCUUCACCAUUGGUGGCUUUACUUUUCGAUGGAUACUAUGGUGAAACAGAGACAGGAAAGACAUUUACCAUGGAGGUCGAACCUACAAAUGAUUAUGCACAAGAUUCACCAUCAAAGUUGUCUUCUCCUGGGUUAACUACAUGGGCCAAAACUCUGAAACUUCCACAACCUUUAGGAGGCACACAAGAUGAAUCUUCUUCAUCUGAAAACACUCCAACAAUGAUAAUGCGCAUGGACGUUUCAUCUUCAGGAAAGUUGCCAAGUCUCGGGUGGUAUAUUGAUAAAGAUUUAAGUGGUGUUUAUUUGGCAAAAUAG
Lactuca saligna is the source of this 495-nucleotide messenger RNA. The record is from the annotation of a GenBank genome assembly. NCBI's taxonomy places the organism in Eukaryota, Viridiplantae, Streptophyta, Magnoliopsida, Asterales, Asteraceae.